GCCGCUCCUCACGUGACGCUGGGACUCGGUAGUUUACCCAGAAGCCCGCGCUUCUCUUUGAGGUCAAGAUGGCGGUGAGGGCACCAGCUUCAGCAAGCGGUCGACUGUUAGAAGGCCUUCGCAAAUGGUAUUACAAUGCAGCUGGAUUCAACAAACUUGGAUUAAUGCGAGAUGAUACCAUAUAUGAAAAUGAUGAUGUAAAAUUAGCACUGAAGAGGCUUCCAGAAAAUCUUUAUAAUGAACGACUGUUUCGUAUCAAGAGAGCCCUUGAUUUGAGUAUGAAACAUCAAAUUCUUCCUGAAGAACAGUGGGUGAAAUAUGAAGAGGAUAAAAAGUAUCUCGAACCAUACCUGAAAGAGGUAAUCCGUGAACGACUUGAAAGAGAAGAGUGGGACAAGAAGUAACUGCUGGGGAGAUGCUUCAUGCAAACUGCUGCAUUUCUUUCUGACAAAUAUUUUAGUGUUAUGAUAAAAAUCCGUUGGGAAGAAAAUCUGAGGCUGAAGAAACACUUUGUUCACUGAAUUUGUCAGUCCAACUAAAAUAAACACGUCAAAGUACAAAA
Molecule: messenger RNA, 562 nt
Organism: Mauremys mutica (yellowpond turtle)
Lineage: Eukaryota; Metazoa; Chordata; Testudines; Geoemydidae
Product: cytochrome b-c1 complex subunit 7
Exons: 4
Coding region: 69-404 (111 amino acids)
Biological process (GO): mitochondrial electron transport, ubiquinol to cytochrome c
Source: RefSeq, a predicted model, not a curated record